UUUUGCUUCGCACUUCACCUCUCUCUCCCUCCUUCCUAUUUAUUGCUUCUACUCCUUCGAUUCCUCCCUCCCCCUUCCUCUCUCCCUCUCUCUCUCUCGCUCUCUCUCUCUCUCGACUGCGGUAGAACCAAUGGAGCGAAAACCGGUAGACCAUCUCCCGCCUUACUCCGGAGGCGGCAUGAAGCAUAGCGCGUCGGAGUUGGCUCUCCAGGAUUACAUAAAGAGGAUGAUGAGCGGCCCCGAGGUGAUCGGAACCGAAACCCGAGACGGCGACGUCAAGGAUGUGAAAACCGCCGAGGUUCGGGACCACCGAGACAGAGAUUCCUUCCCCGAUGAGUUCGAUGGCUUUUACAGUGAUUUUAGCUUCAGUGAUCUCAACAGCUUCGAUUUCAAAAAUCGGGACAUAUUAAGUACUUUCUUUUCAAGUACUUGUAGUGGACUACCAGAAACCCUUCUUGGUUCUCAACAUCUGGCUUUGAAACAAUCCAGCAUUUCAGUAACAAUGGAUUCCCAGUCAUCAAUGUGUGUCAGCAGUCCAAUGUCGGCUAAUAAUCCAAAAGACACAGAUAAUCAAGCAAGGGGAGCUACCAGUGGUUCCUCGCAUGAGCCAUCUGAUGAUGAGGAUAUUGAGCUAGAAGCUGGUUCAUGUGAGCAGAGCACAGACCCUAGUAGUUUGAAGCGCGUUAGAAGGAUGAUUUCCAAUCGGGAGUCUGCCAGGCGAUCUAGAAGAAGAAAACAAGCACAGCUGCAAGAUCUCGAGCUCCAGGUUGAACAACUGAGAGGAGAAAAUGGGACUCUCUGCAAGCAGCUUACAGAUGCUACACAGCAGUAUCGUGUUGCUGAUACAGAUAAUCGAGUCCUGAAAUCAGAUGUGGAAGCUUUGAGAGCCAAGGUGAAGUUGGCUGAAGAUAUGGUUACUCGAGGCUCCUUGACCAGCAAUCUGUAUCAACUUCUUCAAAGUCAUUUAGGAACACCGCAAUUGCUUAAUACACAAAAUCUGCGGCGGGUUCCAAAUGUUUCCCCAACCAUCAAUGUACCAGGAGAUGAUCAUGCCUCAUCAUAUGCAGGAAUAACAGUUUCUGGGCAGAACUCAGGCAUUAUUGGACUUCGACACCCCAAUAUUAAUAAUAGAAAUGUUAAAAGUACUGGAGUCAUGAGUGAUGUUGUGAUCAAUGACGAUGCAAAUGUGCAAUUUUAAGCUUCUCUUUAUGAUUUUUAUCAAU
This is a messenger RNA of Corylus avellana, 1223 nucleotides long. It is a transcript of the gene BZIP9, whose product is annotated as basic leucine zipper 9. Gene Ontology annotation, biological process: regulation of DNA-templated transcription. Gene Ontology annotation, molecular function: DNA-binding transcription factor activity. The record is from RefSeq and is a predicted model, not a curated record. Lineage: Eukaryota; Viridiplantae; Streptophyta; Magnoliopsida; Fagales; Betulaceae.